AUGGCAAGCAAGGAGGAGCAAGAAGACGAGCAGAUGGCCCCGAAGCCGGAAUCGGAACAAGUGCCAUCUGCCAGCAAAACGGAAUCAGAAGCUGGUCCCGCUGCGAUGCUAGUAGAAGCCACUGCCGACGCAGCGCUUCUGCAGCAACUGGACACAGAACUAAAGUGCCAAGUUCAGCCGGAAAAUUUCCGGGAAGUUUUGCUUCGGGUUUGUGAUCUGCUGCUGGACCAUCACGGAGGCCCUGUCCAAUACCUGCAGUCUGAACUGGGGGCAGAGCCUAAUGCUGCCUGGACUGCAUUUGCUGCAGACUUGGAAAGGCGUUUUCCACGCCGUCCAGACCUGACAUAUGUCGAUGGACUGCAAUACCCAGCUGGCUGCCAAGGCCAAGCUUCCGCAAUCAAGCUCAGCUUGUGGCAGUUGGGGUGGCAUCCAGAUUGUUCCUCGAAGCCACCAACGUUCAAACCAGCAGCUCGGAAGUUGGUGGAUGAAUUUUUGACACAUUCCUUUAUCACCGCUUCCGACAACCUGUUGCUGUAUCAAAGUGAGAGCUACCCUGGCAGGAUGGAAAAUCAGCAGGGCGCUCCAAUUUUUUUUACUCAUUAUGUCAAAGGAGCGGCACGUGCCAGCACAAUUCUGAUGUUGGCACAUGUCUUAGUAUGCAAGAUGGACCUUGAUGUUGCCUCAUUGAAUCCGCGGCUCUAUGACAGUAUGUUGGCUGUGUUCUGCAAAGAGUCCGACAUUCCCACAGAUGCGGUAGCCAUUGCUUUGGAAAAUGCAACCCUGAGUGCCCGUGGAGACAUCCGCAAACAGCAUGAUGUUAUCACAUGGCUGAGCAAGCUGUUGAUCCUGAAAGGCAAAGGCUUGUCACCCACUGAAGUCUUGCAGCGGUGGAAUGAGAGUGCAACACGCGAAGCAGCAGUGGUAGGAAAUAAGCGCACCGGUUUGCUACUGCUACUGAAGCUUCCUACAGAAUCAGCGCAGUUGCUCCUAAAACACAGCAGUACCUUCGGCAAUGACUCUGCGUUCAGCAAUGAAGUCUUCGCGCACAAACGGUUGCAUCCUGGCUACACCCCUCGUGGAAUGCCGCGGCAAUGGCAAACAAGAAUGACCGUCACUGUGGAUGGGUUCAACUUGUUCGUCCAAUAUGUCCAUGCCAGUCAAGCACGAAAGAUCAAGGAUAAUAGGAAGAACUGGGACAAAUCAGCGCUGGAAGAGACCCUGUCCAUGGCCCAGCUACUGACAUCCCUCAUGGUGGAAAUCCAGAACCAGCAUGCUGUCCACAAAGAUCUGCUUCUAGAGAAAGUCAUUCAUCCCUUUCUGGACUUUGACCCAAAUUUCGAGCUGGAACUCCAAUCUGCGUUGAGCGAGUGCAAAGCAGAGUUUCAACCAGCCGACAUCUCUAAGUUCAAGGAUGUAGUAGCGGUGGCCCUCGCUAAUCGAGAUUCAAAAAUGACAGCAAUUGGCCAAGGACCACGAAUCACAGCAGGCGAGCUGGAAAAGCAAGCGUUCGAGGUCAUGCUUGCAUCAGCAGAACAUGAUGUCCAAUCAUACCGCGCCUGGCGCACCAAGUGUCUGGACAGAGACAGCGCGCAGUAUUUCCAACAGCUUCAGCACACCGCAAGACGGCAGAAGCAGGCCAAGGAGAUCGCAGCCAGCGUGACAGCAGCAGGGCCAACAUGGCAAAUCCAGUUGGACAUCUUCAAAAAGCUGGACACUGCCAACUUUGCAAUUGUCACCGCCAUCGCUGACAAGAUCCAACGUCUGCACCAGUUGUCCGACCGAGAGUCCAUCCAUUGCAUUGCUUUCUUGAAUUGGUCUGCCCCUGCGAUUUUUUCAGCGCAGACUCAGAAGGCGCAGGCAGGUUUGUGCGGAGGCAUUGUGAACGGGCUUGGCCGCUCCAUUGGCGUGUGCUUAAGCCCCAUUCAUUUUUACAAACGAGGCAGCCUACACAAAGCAGAGCAGAAUUGCUUAACAUUGCUGACCAAUUCAGCGUUGAACACGGUCACCCGCUUCGCAGUGGCGUAUGCCAGCAAGACAGAUGAGCGGGAGAAACGGCCAAUGCUCCACCCAGGCUUCAUCCUAUUCCCAGGGGGAACGGACGAGAGCGCAGCUCACAAGGUGCUUUGGCAAAUUUGGCGCACCUCAGGACUGCUAAGCAAAGGGGCCAUUACAGACGUCAGCAUGAACCCCUCACAGCAAAUGCAUGUCAUCGAGGACAUGAGAGACGACGCGCUACCAGAUUCGUCAGACACAGCCACGCAUUUGAGCCAGGUCGAGAAGGCGGUGCAGAUCGGCGAAGACGCUGCGCGCAAGGUCCUUCAGGCAGCUUUGCCUCAAGGCCUGAGCCGCGCAGCCAUCUUGCUGAUCGAUCUGAGUUCGCACACUCUGGAGUUGGCUAAGGCGUGCUACAAAGAGAGGGUAGCAAAGACUCAGCAGACUCCUAUCUAUUAUUUGGGUAUGGCAGAAAGUGAAAGUGAGUUGGAAUGGCAACGCCACCAUUUGGAGUCAUGGCUGAGUGAGGGCUACAUAGAUGGCUCAAUCGGGUUGCCCCCAGGCGCGCCAUCCCUGAUGCCCAAAGAAUUGCCUUCAGACGUGGUGACUGCCCUUCCACCAAAGCCUGAUCUGAACACCUUAGCAUGGAGUGCCAAGAAGGACGAAGUAGCGGGGCUGCCGACCUUAAAAACCCCCGACAAGAUCUUACAAGCGUGGCAUGACCACGCGGUCUACGGCAUCGUCAUCCAGCAACAAACGAGGCGCUCCAGGGACUUCGGAGUCAUUGGAGCCACCCCAAAGGUCUUGAAAUCAACAACAAAAGAAGAAGAUGCCGCUGCCGCCGCCGCAGCAGCCAGCAUUCCUGCAGCAGAUCUGCCAAAACCUUUGGCAUGGCAGGCGACAAUUUCAGGGAGCGGUACCAAAGGAAAAAGCAGUGGAGGAGGAAAGUUGGUGAUAGCAGUGGGAAAGCGGGUGUUUAUCGUGAAUGAAGGCAGUGCAGAUCUUCUCCUGCAGCCUGGCUCAACCCUGGCAGGCUAUUACAAAGGAAAGUUUGUGGCACUGAAGAGCGGCCAGGAAGAGGCGCGUCUUGCUGAUGUCCCUUUCACGCUGACAGAUUCCACCGACUCAGUGCUGCACGAAAACAAGAUUCAGUCAGUGGGCCAGGUUGUGGCACAGAAGCGAGCGCUGACGCCAUUGAGCGCAAGCGUCUGCUACCACGAGCUGGUAGACCAGCCCAAUGCCGAAGAUGCGAAGCAUUUCAUCUUGACUUUGAAAAGCCCAAGUGCUUUUCGGCCUGAGAAUGCACCAACAACGGAAGACAAAAAGGGCAAAGAUGGUUGCUACACAUUGCCGCAAACCAGCAUGGCUGGCUGCUUGGACACACUUGCAUGGGAAACCAAGCAUACCAGCAUCACCUGGGCAGUCAAGUGGCAAGCCAGAGGCUUGCAGCCAGUCCGGCCAGUGGUAGUGGUGACGCGCAAACUGACUGUGAAGGCUGGCCAGGCCGUGGAACUGGUCAAGUAG
Molecule: messenger RNA, 3516 nt
Organism: Cladocopium goreaui
Lineage: Eukaryota; Dinophyceae; Suessiales; Symbiodiniaceae
Source: the annotation of a GenBank genome assembly